Molecule: messenger RNA, 1095 nt
Organism: Ustilaginoidea virens
Lineage: Eukaryota; Fungi; Ascomycota; Sordariomycetes; Hypocreales; Clavicipitaceae
Exons: 2
Coding region: 1-1095 (364 amino acids)
Biological process (GO): D-sorbitol catabolic process
Molecular function (GO): L-iditol 2-dehydrogenase (NAD+) activity; zinc ion binding
Source: RefSeq, a predicted model, not a curated record
AUGGCACCUCCAACCCUCAACAGAGACGAGCUAAGCAACCUCUCGUUUGUCCUCCACAAGCCCCUGCAUGUGAGCUACCAAGAGCGCCCGAAGCCGACGCUCCAGUCCCCCCACCACGUCGUCGUCGCCGUCGACUACACGGGCAUCUGCGGCUCCGAUGUCCACUACUGGCGCCACGGCGCCAUCGGCCACUUCGUCGUCAGGCAGCCCAUGGUCCUGGGCCACGAGUCCGCCGGCACCGUCGUCGAAACCGGCCGCGCCGUGACCCACCUGCGGCCCGGGGACCGCGUCGCCAUCGAGCCGGGCUACGCCUGCCGCCGCUGCGUCGACUGCCGCGCCGGCAGGUACAACCUGUGCGACGAAAUGGUCUUUGCCGCCACGCCCCCGCACGACGGCACCCUCACCGGGCUGUGGUCCUCCCCCGCCGACUUUUGCUACAAGCUCCCCGACGCCGUGUCCCUCCGGGAGGGCGCCCUCAUCGAGCCCCUCGCCGUGGCCGUCCACAUGGUCAAGCAGGCGGCGGUGCAGCCGGGCCAGUCCGUCGUCGUCAUGGGCGCCGGCCCCGUCGGCCUCCUCUGCGCGGCCGUGGCCAGGGCCUACGGCGCCUCCGCCGUCCUCACCGCCGACAUUGUCCAGCCCAAGCUCGACUUUGCCGCCCGGUUCGCCUCCACGCACACCUACCUCUCCCGCCGGGUCGCGCCCGAGGACAACGCCGCGGCCAUCAAGUGCCUGCUCGGCUUGCCCAGGGGUGCCGACGCCGUCAUUGAUGCCAGCGGCGCCGAGCCGUCCAUCCAGACGAGCCUGCACACCGUCCGCAGGGGAGGCACCUUUGUGCAGGGCGGCAUGGGCAAGCCCGACGUCACCUUCCCCAUCAUGGCGCUGUGCCUGAACGAGGUCACGGCCAAGGGGUCGUUCCGCUACGGUCCUGGGGACUACGAGCUGGCCAUUAACCUGGUGGCCAGCGGCAAGGUGGACGUGAAGAAGCUGGUGACGGCGACGGUGCCGUUCCAUGAGGCCGGGGAGGCCUUUCGCAAGGCGGCGGAAGGGGAGGUGAUUAAGAUUUUGAUUGCGGGGCCAAACGGUGACAAGGAAUAG